This is a messenger RNA of Lineus longissimus, 2775 nucleotides long. Its product is annotated as sodium-dependent proline transporter-like. Gene Ontology annotation, cellular component: plasma membrane. The coding region runs from base 167 to 2122 and encodes 651 amino acids. Lineage: Eukaryota; Metazoa; Nemertea; Pilidiophora; Heteronemertea; Lineidae. The transcript has 12 exons. The record is from RefSeq and is a predicted model, not a curated record. Gene Ontology annotation, biological process: sodium ion transmembrane transport.
UAAGAACAAGUAAUGAGAAAGUGCUAGUAAAAUAUGUACAGAUUGGUAUCACAUAAUUUGACAUUACAAAUGAGAGGCCUAUAUUCACGGCAGAACCACUCGUCUGAAAGCCUGUAAAAGUUGAACAGCUGUUUUGAGCAAUGUUUGAUUGAAUUGGUCCAGCGAAAUGGCGGGAUUUCGUAGGUGUCUCUGCAGCAGCAGAAAACGUGAAAAACCCGAGGAAUUGGAGACGAAGGACGGUGAUCGGGGCCAUUGGGAUCACCACGGGGAGUUCCUGCUCACACUGCUGGGUUUCGCGGUGGGCCUUGGUAACAUUUGGAGGUUUCCAUACCUGUGCAUGAGGAAUGGAGGAGGUUCGUUUCUGAUUCCUUACUGUAUAGCGAUAAUAAUUAUCGGAUUCCCAGCCAUGUUCCUCGAACUUGUUAUUGGACAGUUUUCCGGCCUUAGUCCGUCGCGAGUAUGGAGUGUCGUCCCUAUUUUUCAAGGUAUUGGCUGGGGCAUGGCUAUAAUGAUGGUCAUCGCCUCCUGCAGUUACGGCCAUCUCGUCACCUGGAUCCUCUACUACCUUGGAAUGUCCUUCUCUGCCCAGCUUCCCUGGACGAACUGCAACAACAGCUGGAACACUGAAAAUUGCUUUAUUUAUAAGGCGAAUGCGUCUUGGUACAACAUCUCUGAUGAAAUGUCUUGGUACAGUAAUGUCUCUGAUGAAUGGAGUAAUUCCUCGAUGAUACUUAAUGCAACUCUGGACACAAGGGUUUCUCCCGGGGAAGAGUUCUUUCGGUAUAACGUCCUUGAACUUACGGAUGGUGCCGAAGACCUUGGGGGCCUCAGGUGGCAGCUUGUCCUCUGUCAUCUGGCGGGAUGGGCAAUAGCGAGUUUGGGCGUUAUCAAAGGAAUAAAGUCAUCAGGAAAGGCUGUUUAUGUCACAUCCCUCGUCCCCUAUAUUCUCCUGACCAUACUCCUUAUCAGAGGGUGUUUACUCCCGGGUGCUGUAGAUGGUAUAAUCUACUACAUCAAGCCGGACUUCAGCAAGCUGUUGGAGUUCAGGAUAUGGUGUGAAGCAGCGAUUCAGAUUUUCUAUUCCGUCGGGGUUUUUGGAGGGGGAAACAUCACUUACGCCAGCUAUAACAAAUUCCACAACAACUGUCUAAGGGACACCUUCUUCGUUGUAACUUUGAACUGCCUGACCAGUCUUUAUGGUGGAUUCGCUGUCUUCGCAGUGGUCGGUUACAUGGCUCAUGAAACUGGUCUACCGGUGGAUAAAGUAAUCCAGUCAGGACCAGGCCUGGCUUUCAUCGUCUACCCCGAAGCCUUGUCCAAGCUUCCUCUUCCGCAGCUCUGGAGUGUUCUCUUCUUUCUCAUGUUGGCGACACUUGCCAUAGGAACUCAGUUCGGUCACCUGCAGACAGUUGUCGCUUGUCUCACCGAUGCUUUCCCUGAUCAACUUAAAGGCAAAGGCCACUGGAUUCUUUUGACCCACUGCUGUGCUGGCUGCGCCAUAGCUCUUGUGUUCUGUACGAGGGGUGGCAUGUACUGGUUCCAGCUGGUCGACUGGUAUGGGGUAACUUUCAGUACAUUUGUGACGCUGACGUGCGGUUGUCUUGGUCUUGCCUGGCUUUACGGUCUAAACCGCCUCUUCGAAGACAUCGAAAUGAUGAUUGGGAAGAAGCCGCUGUUCAUAUUUAAGAUAUUCUGGGGCGGAUUGACGCCCCUCUAUGUUCUGGUGAUCUUCAUCUACAACUGUAUAGGAUUCAGCAAGCCUUCUUACGGCAACUACCAGUACCCGAACUGGGCAAUCACAAUAGCGUGGCUUGUACCCCUGGUCAGCAUGAUCCAGCUUCCAAUACAUGCCAUAAUAGGAAUUGCAAAGGAGAAGGGGAGUCUUUUAAAACGACUAAGGAUACUAAGCCAUCCGGGUGAGGACUGGGCGCCACAAGCUCCGGAAUACCGUGAAGAAUAUCGCAACAAACACGGACCCAAGAAGGCCGCGCUUCCUCUAACGUUGGACAUUCUUACAGCGGUUGAUAUGAGCAACGGAAAUGCUGCAGGUGGGAGUGCAUUUGCUGAAGAAACAGAAAGGGACGUGUUCGUUUUUUUGCCGUCAGCACCCUUGGACGUGUAAAGAAUGAGAGCCUUUUGACGGUGUCGAUUUAUGUGGCUCAAGAUGAGGAACGAUGGAGGGCUAUCUUGAGAUGCAUGAAAUGUAAUGGAUGAGAGCAUUCAUUAUGUUACUCUAGGGACAGACCAGAAGCAUAUUCAUGUUGGAAUACCGUGUAGAAAAAAACGGACAGGGCAACUGUGUUGACGGCAUGAUAGACCAUGAUUAUCUCUCUUCUAACUUGCACAUUUGUAUGAAAUAAAAUGAUCACUCGUGUCGGUAGAUUUGUCUUCUCUACAUGUAUCUUCAAUGUCCAUAUUUGAUUUUUUUUUGGUAACACGGCGGGGAAAAUCUAUCGCGACCUAUCACGACCUCCUGAUUAUGAGCCCGGUGUAACAGUAACAAAUGCCCCCCCUGAAAGUGUCCAGCCCUAUUGUAUUCUGCAAUAUGGUUCUAUAGAGACCCUGACCGUCAAUAGCUCAGAGAUUGACGCGCAUGAAUAGAAUCCUUUGUUUCCCGGGCAUUCUAUCCUAGGACAUUUUAAACUUCUACACCGGCGCUCUCGGCCGGCGUUUCCCUAUACCAUUGGUCUGCUUACAAGGUCCAAACUAUUUUAUAUCGCUUUUAAAAUGAGCAAAACAGCAAAUAAAACAUCGCUGUACAUGAAGACAUUCGAU